Thelazia callipaeda (thelaziosis nematode) is the source of this 1977-nucleotide messenger RNA. Lineage: Eukaryota; Metazoa; Nematoda; Chromadorea; Rhabditida; Thelaziidae. The record is from the annotation of a GenBank genome assembly.
AUGCCACUGGACAAGUCAGAAAAUAUUGUUAGUGCGCAUACUAAAGAAAACGCUGCUGAAACUUCGCAAAGACGUGGUAGUUUGACUUCAAAUACCGAAAACAGUGCUAAUGAGAGCUAUAGAAAUCUUGAAAUCAGACCAAAUGAAACAGCUUCAGUAACUGGAACUGAUGACAAAUCUUUACAAGAAGUUAAAACAAGUAAAAAUGAUCAAAAGAAUGAACAACUGAAUCGUAUGAUAGAUGUUGUUGUAGCAUACAGUAGAGUGAGCACUGAAACUAAAGAACGUUUAAGAAAUGCUGUAACAGAUGUCUAUUGUAAAUUAAUGUCUGAAGAGGAAGCUUGUAGGCACUACCAACUUGCUGUUUCAUAUUUUCGAACAUAUUACACUAUGGUUGAAAAGUUGUUGAAUCGCAUUAACAUAAUUAAAGAAGAUCCAGAAAAAACAAGUGGUCGGAAGACCACUUCUAUAAGAAACGAAUCUGGAAUUAAAAAAUUAAAGAACGAAGAGACAGAGAACUCCUAUCAAGCAGGCAGUGGUGAUACAAAUACUGAUAAGAAGCAUGAUCAAAAAAAAAGAAAUAACGGAUGGAGUGAUCUGACACAUAGUAUAUCCAAGAUAGAUAAAAUGAGUGUUGAAAAAUGCAUUGAUGACAUCUGUGGUUCGGUCCGACAUUUGACAAAAAAGCGUGCUAUUGAAAGUGCGGUCAAGAUGGUACUGUUUGAUGGUUAUUCGGGAACCGAAGCAGCAAGAAUUAAUUGCUUAACUCCUCGGACAGUAAUCAGAAAUGUUUAUGCUGUGCACGACGCUUUGAACUUGUCUGUACUUCAGCGAUCAAAGCAACAAACAACUCAGAAAGAUAAAAAAAUUUCAACGUGCAAUACGGAUUUGGAGACAGCACAGUUGUUAUUAGACGAAAAAUUUGGUCAUAUUGGAGUUGAUGAUUUUACUGGAUCUGUCUCAAAUUUAAAAUCAAAAAUCGAUAAAUUGCUUCAAGAAUUCAAAUGCAGUUGUGAUGUUCGUGAAGUUCGUGCAUCGCUUGUGAAAUUGUUUAUGAAUCAGAAGGAUUUUUCGGAAACAGAAGGAAAUAUGGAGCAGUGCCUGGCAAUUGUCAAUUCUUAUGCUCGUUUGCUCAAAGGGUUCUUUUUAAUAGAAAGCAUGAUCAAGAUCAGCGGACAAGAUUCGUUUUGUCGAUCUGGUAAUAAAAAAAGAAAGAUGAAUGAUGGUGAGAAGAAUGAAGGAUGCUCCAAAUUCUCUACAUCCGAUGAAACUACUCCUGCCAAAAAGAACCGAGAGUCUGGUAAUGUUUUGGAUCCUCGAGGAAUGUUUGUUGGUAUGACUGAUGUACUGGCUCUGCAUCUAGAAAAUGGUUUUAAAGAUGAAGAAAAACUCAUAAAAAGUGUCAUUUCCUAUCUUAUUGGUCAUCAGUAUCGUCGUUCUUAUGAAGCACAAACAAAUAUGCAAAUUUGUUUGGAAUACGUUCUUCUAGAUGGAUUGUCUGUUGCAGAAACAUUGGAAAUUCAUGACGGACCUAGCGAAAAUAUAUUGGAAAUAUAUCAAAAACGGUGUCGUGAUGCACUUACUGCUUUGACAGUGGAUUUUCCCGCAUUCGUCGCUACUCUGAACACACUUAAUGAGAAAGAAAAAAAUGUUGUUCGAAAGAAGCGAUCGCGAUUGUUGGAUGCUAAAUUUGAAGAGACGAAGAAUGUAAAGGCAGAAUGUAUCGAAGUGUUCGAGUGUCGUACCGUUGAAGAUUUAUUAAUUCAUGUACCAGAGAAAGUGAAGAUGACCUUACACCUUUACAUAAUAAAACUCUUAGAUAUCAAUUUUCCUCUUGAAACACGUCUGGUUAGUGGUCUGCUGAAAAUGAUUGCUGAUAAGAUGAAAGCGGAAUUUGUAUUACCUGGUAAUGUACUUGAAGAUUUCGUUGCAUAUUUCCGUAACAAGCAUAGCAGAUCACGCCUUAAAGAAGUAUAG